Molecule: messenger RNA, 2913 nt
Organism: Trichoderma breve
Lineage: Eukaryota; Fungi; Ascomycota; Sordariomycetes; Hypocreales; Hypocreaceae
Exons: 5
Coding region: 1-2913 (970 amino acids)
Biological process (GO): clathrin-dependent endocytosis; intracellular protein transport
Cellular component (GO): AP-2 adaptor complex; membrane coat
Molecular function (GO): clathrin-cargo adaptor activity
Source: RefSeq, a predicted model, not a curated record
AUGUCGUCGUCCGCAUCAGGCUGGAUUAGCCGCUCCAGCAGCAACAAUGCCAACAUGCGAGGCCUGGUGCAGUUCAUUGCCGAUUUGCGAAACGCGCGUGCCCGUGAGCUGGAGGAGAAGCGCAUCAACAAGGAGCUGGCCAACAUCCGGCAAAAGUUCAAGGACGGCAACCUCAGCGGCUACCACAAGAAGAAGUAUGUCUGCAAGCUGCUGUACAUCUACAUCCUGGGGUGGAAUGUCGAUUUCGGACACCUCGAGGCCGUCAACCUGAUUUCCGCCAAUAAAUACUCGGAGAAGCAGAUUGGCUAUCUGGCCAUGACGCUGUUCCUGCAUGAGAAGCACGAGCUGCUCCACCUUGUGGUCAAUAGCAUUCGCAAGGACCUUCUCGACCACAAUGAGCUCUUCAACUGUCUUGCUCUGCAUGCCAUUGCCAACGUCGGAGGUCGCGAAAUGGGAGAAGCUCUCAGCGGAGAAGUACACCGGUUGCUCAUCUCGCCAACUUCGAAAUCGUUUGUCAAGAAAAAGGCCGCUCUGACCUUGCUGCGACUGUACCGAAAGCACCGGGACAUUGUACAGCCUCAGUGGGCCGAACGAAUCAUCCAUCUCAUGGACGACGACGAUCUGGGUGUUGCGCUGUCCAUUACCUCUCUUGUCAUGACUCUGGCUCAGGAUGACUUGGAGCAGUACAAGGGCGCCUAUGCCAAAGCUGCUGCUAGACUUAAGCGCAUCCUCAUCGAUGGCGAGUACACCACCGAUUAUCUGUAUUACAAGGUUCCAUGCCCUUGGCUUCAAGUUAAGCUUCUGCGGCUUCUGCAGUACUUUCCUCCUUCAGAGGAUACGCACGUGCGUGAGCUGAUUCGAGAGUCUCUGCAAAAGAUUCUCAACCUCGCCUUGGAAUCAAGCAAGAACGUGCAGCAGAACAAUGCUCAAAACGCGGUUCUCUUUGAGGCCAUUAAUCUCAUCAUCCACUUGGAUACCGAGCAGGACUUGAUGAAGCAAAUCUCCUCUCGCCUAGGACGCUUUAUCCAGAGCAGAGAGACCAAUGUUCGAUAUCUUGGUCUCGAAGCCAUGACCCAUCUUGCCGCGAGAUCUGAAAAUCUUAUUCCGAUUAAGCAGCACCAGGACAUUAUCCUCAGCUCUCUCAAGGACCGCGAUAUUAGCGUUCGCAGAAAGGGUCUCGAUCUCCUCUAUAGCAUGUGCGACUCGACGAAUGCCCAGGUCGUUGUUGGCGAGCUUCUGCAGUUCCUUCAGAGUGCGGACUUUGCCAUCCGUGAGGAGAUGGUUCUUAAGAUUGCCAUUCUUACGGAAAAGUAUGCCACUGACGUCCAGUGGUAUGUCGACAUAUCUCUGCGGCUGAUUGCCAUGGCUGGUGAUCAUGUUAGCGACGAAGUGUGGCAGCGAGUGAUUCAGAUUGUUACCAACAACGAGGAGCUCCAGGUUUAUGCCGCUCAGACCGCUCUUCAGCACAUCAGAGCCGACAUCUGCCACGAGACGUUGGUCAAGAUUGGCGCCUACAUUCUUGGAGAGUUUGGCCAUCUCAUUGCUGAUCAGCAGCGGUGCAGCCCCAUUGAGCAGUUCCUGGCCUUGCAGCGAAAGUUGUCGGGAUGUUCAUCGAGCACGCGCGCCAUGAUUCUUUCCUGCUUCAUCAAAUUUGUCAACUUGUUCCCGGAAAUCAAGCCUCAGCUUGUUCAUGUUUUUGAAAUCUACAGCCACACUCUGGAUUCCGAACUGCAGCAGAGAGCUUGUGAGUAUCUGAAACUGGCGACGCUGCCGACGGAUGAUCUCCUGCGAACAAUGUGCGACGAGAUGCCGCCAUUCCCCGAACGAGAGUCCGCCCUCCUCUCUCGCCUGCACCAGAAGCACGCCGGCACCAGCGACCGGAGGACAUGGGUUGUCGGCGGCAAGUCUGCCAAUACCGAGGCGGAGCUCAACAUGGCCAAACCCGGCGGUCUUAAGAGGACAUUUAGUUCUGCUGUUCCGCUCAACGGGAACAAGGCCAACGGUGUCAACGACAUGAGCUCGCCAACAAGCGAGCAAGGGCCGAAAAAGGUGCCCAACCUUGCCAGCGCUGCUCAUCUGUCUCCCGGGUGGGAGAAGGGCUUCAACAGGCUCCUGCUCAAGGCUGAGGGUGUCUUGUACGAGGAUGCCCAGGUGCAGAUUGGCGUCCGGUCCGAGUACCGUGGACAGAUGGCCUGCAUCAUUGCCUAUUUCCGAAAUAAGAAUCCAGGGACCAUCACGUCCUUCACCACGACGCUGGAUCUUGACGAGAGCGAAAAGGGCCAUCUCACAUGGGAUGUAAAGGGUCUCCCCGAGAGCACUCUUGGCCAAGGCUCGCAGACACAGCAGGUCAUCAUGUUUGAAGCCAAGAAGGUGUUUGAUAAGAGUCCCACGAUGCGAGUCAGCUACUUGGCUGGUGCGCUGCAGGCACUCACACUGAAGCUCCCCGUCACCAUUCACAAGUUUAUGGACCCUGCGGAGCUUUCUGCUGAGGACUUCUUCAAGCGGUGGAAGCAGAUUGGUGGCGGUUCCCGAGAGGCUCAGGGCAUUUUUGGUCUCUCUGGCGGCAAGAACAGCGCUAGGGAACUCACCGAGAAGUUCGUGGCCUCGACGGUCGAGGGCUUUAGAUGGCGCCUCCUUGACCUGGUUGACCCUAACCCUAAGAACGUUGUCGGCGCCAGCGUGCUUCAUACCUCGGAGGGCGGCAAGUUUGGCUGUCUCAUGCGACUGGAGCCCAAUUACGGCACUCAGAUGAUUCGGUUAACGAUCCGAGCCACCGAUGAGUCGGUUCCCCAGGUUCUUCUCAAGCUCAUGCAAGAGCGACUGUCCGUCGGAGUGUCAACGAUGCCCGAGAGAUACGACCCCCCAACACGACAAGACAUCUCUGACGCUUUUGGGAGUGUAAUGGUUAACUAA